Amphibalanus amphitrite is the source of this 1808-nucleotide messenger RNA. It is a transcript of the gene Dpck, whose product is annotated as dephospho-CoA kinase-like. Lineage: Eukaryota; Metazoa; Arthropoda; Thecostraca; Balanomorpha; Balanidae. The coding region runs from base 268 to 966 and encodes 232 amino acids. Gene Ontology annotation, molecular function: dephospho-CoA kinase activity; ATP binding. The record is from RefSeq and is a predicted model, not a curated record. The transcript is spliced from 5 exons. Gene Ontology annotation, biological process: coenzyme A biosynthetic process.
AUGUUUGUCGAUUGACGACGGCACAUUUGUGUCGUGUAAAUUAUAAUAAUAAUGCAUGCUAUGUUAUAUACGGCCAUGCAUUUUAUAUUUAUCCGUUAGUAGGGCGUUGUAUUUAUCCCAUUUGCUGUUUUCUAUGUUUCAUAAAUGAUAGCCAAAUUAUAUGGCCUUGAGUGAAAUUUAUUGUCAUCUGUUCAAUUAUAUGCCUAAUGAAAUAGGUAAUAAGUCAUUUUUAGCUAUUCCCUUUUUAUAACAAUAAAUCGAUUGAAUAUGUUCCUUGUUGGGUUAACUGGAGGCAUUGCAACUGGUAAGAGCACAGUUUCCAAGCUAUUUCAAGAUGAAGGAGUUCCAGUUGUGGAUGCUGAUGUCAUUGCCAGAAAAGUGGUGGAGCCGGGCCGGGCCGCGUGGCACGACAUCCGCAGGGUGUUCGGGCCGUCCAUGUUCCUGGAGAAUGGCGAGGUGGAUCGCGUGGCGCUCGGCCGGCUCGUCUUCAGCGACGAACAGAAGCGGCGCCAGCUCAACAAGAUCACGCACAACAGGAUACAGCGGCUUAUGAUCUGGGAGACGCUCAAACUGCUCUGUCAGGGCCAUCAGUUUGCGAUCCUUGACAUGCCACUGCUCUUCGAGAGUGGUGCAGCCGUGGAUUAUAUGGAGAAAAUCAUCGUUGUGUCAUGCGAGGAGGACAUCCAGCUGUCACGGCUGAUGGAGCGCUCCGGGCAGAGCGAGGACGAGUGUCGCCGACGGAUCGACUCGCAGCUGGCGCUCAGCACCAAGCGCCAGCACGCGCACUUUGUCAUCGAGAACUCGGGCUCUCGGCUGGAGACUGCGCAGCAGGUGCGCCGCGUGCUGUCUGUGCUGCGCACGAACCGCGCGCACUGGCGACUGCGCGGCUCGCUGCUGCUGCUCGUCAUAGGCUGCGUGUCACUCACACUCUGGGUCAUGUGGCAGCGUAGUCUGAACCACGGCUAAGUCCUGCUGAAAGUCAGUGUCCACUGCCCAGUGGGGUCGCCGACCUGGCCCAGACCAGUGUUAGUGUGAUGAGAUCACGUAGAGAAUGCAUGGCGAUAGACGGUCAGAUGAACGGUUUGAUGACGGUUCCGCGAUGCUUGGAUGUGUUGAGGAAGUGGCGUUUUUAUGUGAAGUGUUGCGAUCUGCGGGGUCGAUAUGCUGGCGAUUUGAGGCAUUUGAGCUUGGUAGAACGGGACAGUAGUGUUUGUCAGUAUAUUUUUCGUUAUUAAGUGUCAGUGCAAUUAUUUGAAUCAUCUCAUUUUUUUGUGUUUCGUCGUUUUACCGCAUUCUGGGCUGCUUGAGUCGAUCAUUUACCUACGUCGUGCAUCUUUAUCUCACAAGGCAUGAGAAUGGAUUGGGCGUUGUACAUCGACAGAAAUGUUUGGUGCCAUCAUAAUGUUUUAUACUUGCUGCAUAAUGUUGAAGUCUUAUCACAGCUCUUGCCAUUUUUGUUUCUCCUUCGGGUAUCGCAAUUAGUCAUGGGACCCAGCAAAGUGUGUUAGUUUGCCUUUGCACAUAUACUCCGAUAUCAACAUAUGUCUUCUUAUCGGAAGACUCCGUCCUGCACGGCUAUAUUGCGAAGCAGGGACGUCUUCCCCUCUGUGGACAGCACUUCGGUCAGAGCUGCGCCUCGCUGUGAUUUGAGGCGUCUCUGCUGCGUUCAUGUGAUUGGACAUAUGUGAUGGCGUCUGCUCAGGUCGCUGUAUCUCAGAACGAAGUUUUGUGGUCUCUGGCUGACUGGGCGUGUAAAGAUGAGCCGCUGAUGCACUUUGCCAUUUGAUAAAUAUAUACUAUCGAUAAAA